Messenger RNA from Cryptomeria japonica (Japanese cedar), 2077 nucleotides. RefSeq names its product la-related protein 6A. Gene Ontology annotation, molecular function: mRNA binding. Bases 328 to 1692 code for a protein of 454 amino acids. Gene Ontology annotation, biological process: RNA processing. Gene Ontology annotation, cellular component: nucleus. NCBI's taxonomy places the organism in Eukaryota, Viridiplantae, Streptophyta, Pinopsida, Cupressales, Cupressaceae. The record is from RefSeq and is a predicted model, not a curated record. The transcript is spliced from 10 exons.
UCCGAUUUAACGAACUUCACCAUCAAGUUUUUUUUCAUCCGGAAAACAAUUGGAUGGCGCCAUAGCACACUGAAAAUAGAUUUUGACAAAUCAAACAAAAUACAAAAAAACACAGUUGACACGUCUUGACGCGCCGGAGCCCUUAAUCUUCAGCCCCAUGUGACCACCAGCUGCGCCUUUCUUCAAGCAGAGCCUUAUUAGCACUCCACUGUUGUUUCCGUAGCCCCCGGGCUCAAUUCCUCCCGCACACGCCUAAUUUCAUGCAGCGGCUGCCCAGCGGGCAUCUCCGAGGCAACCGACGAGGGUUUGCUGUUGUCUACACCGUCCAUGGCCGAAUCAAUCGAAGUUAUAUCGGCACAACAAUCGGGCGAAGUAAGCUUUGCUCCUGUUGAAAUCCAUGGAGAAAAUCUUUCAGGCGAAACCCUAAAAGAGGAAGACGAUUUACUGUCGAAGAGCUUGGAAAAUUUGAGCCCUAACGCAGCAGAGGUGUCGUCAUCGUCGUCGGUUGGUCUUGAGAAAAACUUGUCGUUCAGUAAGCUCAAUGCGCAAGCUCCUGAGUUUAUUCCUAGGGUGCAGACACCAGGACCUGUUGUUCAAACGAGUAUUCACACACACAGGCCUGCGUUUGUCGACCUUACGACGUCGCCGUCGGUGCAGUUGGUUGAGCAGCAGCACGAGACCGAGCCCACGGUCGCCUCUACUUCGAAAACCCUGACCGACGAAUUGAGGCAAAAGGUUGUCAAACAGGUGGAGUUCUAUUUCAGUGAUGCAAAUCUGCCCACCGACAAAUAUCUAAUGAAAUUUGUGAAGAAAGAUCCAGAUGGAUUUGUACCUAUUUCGGUUGUGGCAUCUUUCAGAAAAAUAAAAAAUCUUGUCAAUAAUCAUGCGUUGGUGGGAGCUGCACUGAGGUCAUCUUCCCAGCUAGUUGUAAGUGAAGAUGGUAAGAAAGUGAAGCGUCUGCAUCCAUUACCUGAUAUUGACAUUGAGGAGGUGCAGUCACGCACUAUUGUUGCAGAAAACCUGCCAAGUGAUUAUUCCAUUCAAAAUCUGGAAAAGCUUUUUGGUGGUGUCGGCAAUGUCAAAAUGGUGCGUGUUUGCGAUCCUCAUGUAUAUAAUGAUUCCGGCUCAUUGUCAAUGAGACAUUCCAAGAAUGACAUGCUUGUCAGCAACAGGCUGCAUGCACUUGUGGAGUACCAGACUGUUGAACAAGCUGAGAAAGCUGUUAUAGAAUUAAAUGAUGAAGGAAACUGGAGAAGUGGCCUACAAGUGCAACUGCUCUCCAAGCGGAUGGUCAAGUAUGGACAUCAAACAAAAGCACGGAAAUCUGACAAUGCUGAUGUACAUGGGGAAGAGGAGGACACAUCAAAUGUUCCUGAUGCAGGAAAUGAUAAGCAGACAAAAGCUUCUGCACAUCAUUCUGAACGGCAUGAUGAUUUUGAAGGGGACGGACAUCAUUCAAGUGAUAAAAAUGGGGGAAGAAGAGGCAGGGGGCGAGGACGAGGAAAAUCUCGUGGACGUGGGCAAUAUCAUGGCAAUGGCCGUGGCCAUCCAGUUGGUACUGCAGCAUCUAGCAAUUCUAUAGGUAGUGAAGUUGUGGUCAAACAACCUCCAGGACCAAGAAUGCCAGAUGGAACACGGGGCUUCACUAUGGGUCGUGGUAGGCCUCUAUUGGAUAGUACUGAUAUUGCAUAGGAGUGUUCCUAUUGGGCUUUUGAGAUACCCGAUUUCUAAACUGUAAGCUUUUUUUAUUUUUUGAACUUCGGCGCUGCUAGUGGGUUUGGUCAAGAUGCAUUGUCAUUGAUUUUGUUCUGUUUUGGCUAAAGACACUUAUUGAUAGCGGCUUUUUUGGGCUAUCUAGCUGUCUUUGGGUAUGAGGACUAGGAGAUAUUUUUUCAUAGUAAUCAUAUUGUAAAAAUGUAAUUUCAAAUUUGUUUUUGGGUCUAGAAGAAUUUGCAGGGAACUGCAACUAUACAUUAUUAUAGAAAUACAAAUAAAUGUGAAAAUAGUGUGUAAUAUGUGUGAAGGAUUAACCAAUCCAAAAGAAAUGUGAAGCAUUGACUUUUGUAUACAGUCCAAA